Molecule: messenger RNA, 261 nt
Organism: Histoplasma mississippiense
Lineage: Eukaryota; Fungi; Ascomycota; Eurotiomycetes; Onygenales; Ajellomycetaceae
Exons: 2
Coding region: 1-261 (86 amino acids)
Source: RefSeq, a predicted model, not a curated record
AUGGUUGCUGAUGUGAAGAUAGAGACAGAGAUAUAUAUAUAUCCUGGUAAUAAGCAAUACCUUAAUGUUCCGAAAUACCACAACACAGAGUACCUGUGCAAUGGGUCUUUCCAGGGUGAAUCCAGAACCGAUCCACCAGGGCUGCUCGGGGUGUUAUUGGCCGACGUGACGAUCCCGCUGCGCCGUGAGUCGUGGGUGGACCAGCUCGUCAGGGACAAGCCCUGGAGGCUGGAGGAUUGGACGACAGGAAAGGGAGACUGA